UUUUUAUAAUUUUUGGGUUGUAAGAUCCCUGAUUUUUAGUGCUCUGAACAUUUGUAUCAUUUUCCCUUCCGAAAAAACCCACGACGCCCACACGCGCGCCUCUCCCUCUCUCUCUCUCCCCUCCGUUCAUCGUCACUCUUUUUCUCUCUCUAUAUCAAAAACCCUAGCAAAUUCUCCCAGCCAUGGAUAUUGAGGAGGAGAUUCGCUCGUUACAACUUGACUCUGCAGAAGAGAAUAAUGGAGUGAUUAACCCAGAAGAUGCAAAGUCGGAAGAAGUGGAGAAGUUGGAUAGAAUGGAGGAAGAUUCUAAAGAUGAUGUUACUCUGAACUCUAAGGAAGUGCAGGCUGAGUCCAAAGAUAAGGAAGUAUCUGCACCAAGAGACAUUGAAACACCAGAUGAGAUGGAAGAAGACAAUAAGAAGCGACACUUGAAUGUGGUUUUUAUUGGCCAUGUUGAUGCUGGCAAGUCCACAACAGGAGGCCAGAUACUUUUCCUAAGUGGUCAGGUUGAUGAUCGUACAAUCCAAAAAUAUGAGAAAGAAGCUAAGGACAAGAGUAGAGAAAGCUGGUACAUGGCGUAUAUUAUGGAUACUAAUGAAGAGGAGAGGGUUAAGGGUAAAACAGUUGAAGUGGGAAGAGCACAUUUUGAAACAGAGACAACUAGAUUUACAAUUUUAGAUGCACCGGGUCACAAGAGUUACGUUCCUAAUAUGAUUAGUGGAGCAUCUCAAGCUGAUAUUGGUGUACUGGUGAUUUCUGCUCGGAAAGGAGAAUUUGAAACUGGGUAUGAGAGAGGUGGGCAGACCCGUGAGCAUGUUCAGCUUGCAAAGACAUUGGGUGUGUCUAAGCUUCUUGUUGUUGUAAAUAAAAUGGAUGAACCCACUGUGAACUGGUCAAAAGAAAGGUAUGAUGAAAUUGAAUUAAAGAUGACGCCAUUUCUAAAGUCUUCAGGCUACAAUGUGAAGAAAGAUGUCCAGUUCCUACCAAUAUCUGGUCUGCUUGGUACAAAUAUGAAAAGUAGAAUGGAUAAAAGUGUGUGUUCAUGGUGGAAUGGUCCGUGUCUUUUUGAAGCUCUUGAUGCCAUUGAGGUUCCUCUACGAGAUCCAAAAGGUCCUUUCAGGAUGCCUAUUAUUGACAAAUUUAAAGAUAUGGGAACUGUAGUCAUGGGCAAAGUAGAAUCUGGUAGUGUGACUGAAGGCGAUUCCUUGCUGGUCAUGCCUAAUAAAAUUCAGGUGAAAGUUGUUGCUGUAUAUUGUGAUGAAAACAAGGUUAGACGUGCAGGGCCUGGAGAAAAUCUUCGUGUUAGAUUAUCUGGGAUUGAUGAUGAGGAUAUAUUAGCAGGUUUUGUCUUGUCAAGUGUUGCAAAGCCAAUAGCUGCAGUUACAGAAUUUGUUGCUCAGUUGCAAAUCCUUGAAUUGCUGGACAAUGCAAUUUUUACAGCUGGCUAUAAGGCUGUUUUGCACAUUCAUUCUGUAGUUGAGGAAUGUGAGAUUGUUGAGCUGCUACAACAAAUUGAUCCAAAGACAAAGAAACCUAUGAAAAAGAAAGUCCUCUUUGUGAAGAAUGGUGCUGUUGUUGUGUGCCGCAUUCAGGUAAAUAACAUGAUAUGCAUCGAGAAGUUUGCGGAUUUUCCCCAACUCGGCAGGUUUACUCUUCGAACUGAGGGGAAAACAGUUGCAGUGGGGAAAGUCACUGAACUUCCUUCAGUUUCUAGUUAAACAAUUUUGGUGUUAUAGGUUUGAGUCAAAAGGAUUGCUCUCUCUCUCUCUCUCUCUCUCUCUCUCUCUCUCUCUCUCUCUCUGUUUUUAUGUUUUUUGCUUUUAUCUUGUGUACGAGUGAAGUGCCGGCAUGCAGAACUGGUUCAGAUAUCUGGAUUCAGACACGUUUAUGGAAUGAAUCUCCUCUAGUUAUAUAGCGAGUUGGUCAUUUUUGUUGUUGGUGGGUGUUCUCAAAUCCUGAUCUUUCAGGAUUUAUGGUUUAGAUGUAUGAUAGUCCCUUAUUCAACUGGUAGUAUUAAUCAGUUUUAUCUAUUAAAGCUUUCUUAAUUUGGUUGAAAUUUAGUGACAUGAUUCCAAGUUGAAAUCAAAUACCUCAUUAAAGUGUAUAUUGGUUUCAAACAUAGUUCAAUUUUGUUUUGAUGUACUAGAUGUUUGGUUUUGCCGAGGAUGUCAGGCAUUUCUCUUUAUGAAUGUUUUGGGAGCAUGUUUUCA
This is a messenger RNA of Hevea brasiliensis (rubber tree), 2210 nucleotides long. RefSeq lists its product as uncharacterized. The transcript is spliced from 19 exons. Gene Ontology annotation, cellular component: translation release factor complex. The coding region runs from base 183 to 1718 and encodes 511 amino acids. Lineage: Eukaryota; Viridiplantae; Streptophyta; Magnoliopsida; Malpighiales; Euphorbiaceae. Gene Ontology annotation, molecular function: GTP binding; translation release factor activity; GTPase activity. Gene Ontology annotation, biological process: translation. The record is from RefSeq and is a predicted model, not a curated record.